Messenger RNA from Epinephelus lanceolatus (giant grouper), 3455 nucleotides. RefSeq names its product MALT paracaspase 2 (gene malt2). Gene Ontology annotation, molecular function: cysteine-type endopeptidase activity. The record is from RefSeq and is a predicted model, not a curated record. NCBI's taxonomy places the organism in Eukaryota, Metazoa, Chordata, Actinopteri, Perciformes, Serranidae. Gene Ontology annotation, biological process: proteolysis.
CGUUUCCUUUUUUUAGCUCCGCUGUUAUCUGACUUAUUUCCUGAAUAAGAUUAACAUCUCCUGCCGCGUGUGUAGUAACCUUACAGGCGGAUUUACCUCCGCGCCACCCGCUGUCAUUAAACUGACCCCAGCCUGUGUUUGCACCCUGCAGUUUGGUAGCGACAAGCCGUGUGGGAGACUCAUCCAACAAUCAGAGCUCUGCUGGGGUCAGAUUUUAGCGCACUUUCACUUUACGUUGCUGUUUGUAGGUCUCUAGGUGUGAGUGUGACACAUACGGAGAUGGAGGUAUGGAAACUGAGCGUUGGUACUCUGAGUGAACAAGUGCUGAACAAGCUGUCAAAGAUGUUGGACAACUCCACCUGCGGAUGGAGGCAGCUGGCCAGUGCCGUGUCCGAGCAGCCCAAAUUCCGCUGCAGUGAGAACGAGCUGACCAGCUGCUCACUGCAGGUGCUGAGCGCUGCAGGCAGCCCAGGACGCACCCUCCUGGCUCGGCUUGCCGAUCGCGCCUGCUCCCUGGACUUCCUGCUUCACUGCCUGAGGAAGAUGGGCCACCAGGAAGCUGUGCAGUACCUCACUACCACAGUGGCAGAGCUGAUCCACAUCACGGUGCAGCCACAGACCCAGCAAGCCACAGUGGGGGGCAGGGUGGUGUUGACCUGCAGAGCCAUUGGUUCCCUUGGACUCAGCUACCAGUGGUUCAAAGGCAAAGAGGAGAUUCUGGAUGAGACAGGGAGCACACCAGAGCUGGUUCUGUGCCCUUUAACCACAGCUCACCAGGGUCACUACAUCUGUAGAGUCAACCACGGAGAAAACUGUGUCUUCUCCCAGUGGGCUCAUGUUCGCUUCGUCCAGUCUGCAGGUCCCAGUACAGGUUGCAGCAGCAGUCUGUUUCCAGGGGCAGUGAGUGGGCUGCGUAUCACCCAUCAGCCUCAGUCCCACGCAGUGUCUGAGGGCGACACUCUGUUCCUGGAGUGCAAUGCAGAGGCCAACCCUCCUGCGCAGUAUGAGUGGUACCACAACAUGGUGCCCAUGACACAACACAAGACACGUUCACUCAAGAUCCCAGGCGUGACCACAGCACACAGAGGACAGUACAAAUGCAAGGUGUUCAAUCUGUAUCACGAGGCGUGGACUGAAGCAGCAACAGUCACAAUAGGCCCCAGUUCCAUCACUGAUGCCUCCUGGGUAGAAGUCGAUCGUGGUCUAGACUCACAGGAAGUCCACCGGUCAACCUGCGGACCAGGAAUAAACCCGUUGCAACAGAUAGCCAAUCCGCCCCCAUUAGCCAAGAAUUUCUAUGCCACAGACAAAGUUGCUCUCCUGAUUGGCAACAUGAACUACCUCCACCACACUCAGCUGUGUGCUCCCAUCGCUGACGUCCACGAGUUGACCAACAUGCUCAGACAAAUGGACUUUAAGGUGGUUUCCCUGCUCGACCUCAACUGGCAGGAGAUGCACAGCGCUGUUACAGAGUUCCUCUUGCUGCUUGACAAAGGAGUCUAUGGUUUGCUAUACUUUGCUGGUCAUGGUUAUGAGAAUUAUGGUAACAGUUUCAUGGUCCCCAUUGACGCGCCGGAGUCCUACACAUCAGAGCACUGUUUGUGUGUUCAGAAUAUACUCACCAGGAUGCAGGAGAAGGAGACAGGACUGAACAUAUUCCUGCUGGACAUGUGCCGCAAAAGAAACCUAUAUGAUGAUGUCAUUGUGCAACCAGGACUGCUCAAGGUGACAGCGAAUAUUGUGUUUGGAUAUGCCACAUGUGUAGACGCUGAAGCAUAUGAAGUGAAGAGGGAAGACGUGUCAAAUGGCAUCUUCAUAAGCUUCCUGAAACGGCGAGUGUGUGAAGAUGAGAAGGUCACGGUCAUGCUGGACAGAGUGGCUGAAGACAUGGGUCGUUGUGAGAUCACACGAGGGAGGCAGGCUCUGGAGCUCCGCAGUAAUCUGUCAGAACGACGUUCCCUCACCGACCACAUACAGACCUCUGACUGCUCUGCAUCCCAAUCAGCUCGAAACAUGCAGUGGGCUGUUGCUCAUGUGCUGCCAGAGAGCCGUGUCCUGCAGUUUGACUGUGGCGUGAAUGUUCAGCUCGGGUUUGCUGCUGAGUUCUCCAACAUCAUGGUCAUCUACACUCGGAUACUUGAGAAGCCCAACGAAAUAGUUUCCUGCUGUGCUCAGCUCACUGACUUCCCUCAGGAUGUUGACAUCGAUCUGAAGAAGAGUAACCAGGAGACUCUGCUGGAAGCUGGCAGUUUAUUAUUAAUCAAGGAAAAUCUUCCUUCACCUGAGGUCCCUAGUCUCUACACACGCAUCCGAUGCCUCCAGAGACUCAGGAGGGAGCUCACAUUCACCAUCUGCCUUCAUUACACCUACUCCAAUAUGGAUGACGAAAUACAGGAAAGGAAAUCCGUGACAGUUGGUAAACCACUGGUCUCCAAACUCAACCUGCACGAACCACGACCGCCUCGCGCCUGCUCUGCGUCCUCCUCCUCCAGCUUCGACUCCUUCGACGUUCCAGAGUGCUCCUAUUUCGCUGGGUCUUUUGCCUCCGUUGGUUCAGCCUCAAAUAAUACAUGGACAUAUCACGUACAAGCUCCCUCCACCACUGACUCUCCAACUGCAUCCAGAAGUGCCAAUAUUCCAGAGGAGAUUGACAGUUCUGAAUUAUUUGAUGCCCCUCAGGCGCUUGUUGCCAGCAAAAGCCUGCCCCACAGCCAGUUAAAUGAGCCAAACUACAAAUUUAGUGACAUGUACAAUUUUCAUUCUCACUAAGCAUUAUGAAAGCAAUGAUAAAACCAACACACUGUGAUAAAUCAGUAGGACAGAUAAACAAAAAAUGAAAAGAUGAGGAGAAGCCUUUGACUUUGCAGUUUCAGAAAAGCAGAAGUCAUUGUACGGGGUCAGUUUAGCUGUUCUCUUUGUUUUAACUAGGCAUUAAGCUUUUGUAAUGCUAUAUUAAGGUUUUUAUAAGAGUUUGAUACACAGUGCAUUGAAAAUGUGAACUCACUGCACAUCAAGGUCAACAUGUGUUCUGAUUGUUAAGAAGGAAGAAAUAAAACAUAUCCAUUUACAGUUUGUCUCAGUUGCUAAGACACGCUUAAUGAAACUUGAAUCCCCUUGAUCUUUAUCAUCACCUUCUCAGCACAGCAGAAGUCUUUUCUUGCAAAUGUGUUGACACUCAUUGGUUUUACUCUUUUUUUCACACCCAUUUUCAAAACAUCUCAAAGACAGACCCCAAACUUUACUGGAUUAACUAUGCUUAAUAAAAUAUUAUAUCUACUCACAACUGAUAGAAAUUACCUGCAUGAUUAUGAAUAUCUGCACCUCCGUGAAACGUCUUUGCACCACUUAUUCUAGCUAUCAUGACUAGGUCAAAACUUAUAUGGCUGUAGUGGUCCAGCCAAAAAGAAUGACAUGGAAAAAUCUGAUUGGGUACAAUAAAAAAAUGUUUCUGGGUA